AAGAUGGCGGACGAAGUGAAGAAGAAGAGUGAAGAACUCGACGUAGAGUUAGACAGCGUGAUCGAUAAAAUGAUAGAAAAAAACAAAGGUUAUAAAUACACUGAAGGGCUGACUGUAGAAAACUGGGAAAAGGAAAUAGAAAAGAUUCCAUUCUUCAUGACUAAAUCACCAGAAGAUGGUGAAGAAGUUAGUGCGGGAGUGGCUGCAUUACAAGCCUUGAAAUAUGAGGACGAAGAUCCAACAGCAAGAGCAACUGCUUACAAAGAGGAAGGAAACUAUGAGUACAAGCAGAAGAACUUCAGGAAAGCUAUUCUUGCAUAUACAGAGGGCAUCAAAGCAAAAUGUGAAGAUGACAAUCUCAAUGCAGUUCUCUAUACAAACAGAGCAACUGUUAACUUUACUAUAGGAAAUAACAGGUCAGCCCUCAAAGAUACAAUGAUGGCACAUAAAUAUGAUCCAAAAUACGUAAAGGCAAUUGUUAGAGGGGCAAGUGCUUGUUUUAAUUUAAAAAUCUAUGAUCACACUAAAGCAUGGUGUGACAAGGGACUGAAGAUAGAACCUGAUAAUGAAAAACUUUUGAAGUUGAGAAAAGAUGCAGUUGCUGAACAGAAAAAAGCUGAAAGAGAUCAACGGAAAGCAAAGUUAAAAGAGAAAAAGAAAAAUGAAGAAGUUGAUGCAUUGAUUGAUGCCAUUAAGAGUCGAAACAUCAGAAUAGAAGAAACAAAAGCAGACGAAGAUGAUGAUGAUGAUGAUGAUGACAAUUAUGAUGAAAAUGAUGAAGAAAGUAGACUGAGAAAAAACUUAGCUAAAUUCAAUUUAGACCCUAAUCAUCCAACAGGAGCCAGGUUACAGAUGGACUCUGAGAACAGACUCUACUGGCCUGUGAUGUUUUACUAUCCAGAAUAUAAACAAACAGAUUUUAUUGGAGCAUUUUGUGAAGAAAACAGUUUUAUAGAGCAUUUUCAAGUGAUGUUUGGAAGGGAUUCAGCUCCAUGGGAUGAGGAAAAUAAAUAUGAGCCUGACAUGCUUGAGGUUUAUUUUGAAGACCAAGAAUCGGGAAAACUUUGCCAUGUUGAAAGUUCAUGUCCUCUGAAAAACGUUUUGUCCGACAAAAGGUUUAUAGUGUGUCAAGGUACUCCUGCAUUUGUCAUCUUAGUAAAAAAAUCAUCGUUCAAGAAAGAGUUCUUAAAACAUUGUACAGUAGAGAAAUUUUAAGAAAACAAAAUCGAUAAAUAAGAACAAAUAAUAAAGAGAAUGAUGCGGAGAACUAGAGUCUAUAUUUAAGGAAUAUAAAACAGCGUGCGUGUCUGUAUACUGUGAUAUAAACAUGAUGGGAGAUGUAGAGCAAGAGAGAAGUUGUAGAGAAACAGGAGGCAUAGCCGAGUGUUUCUUUGACUUCUCGACUUCUCGAGUGCUCUACAGUUCCCAGAGUGUUUAUAUCACAGCAUAUAGACACAAGCGGACGUUUUAUAUCGCUUUUAUAAAAUAUUUUUGAAUGAUUUCGUGCGAGCAUGUCUCUGUCCUCUGAUAUAAACACGAUAGCCAGCCAAUCAGUGCGCGUGUUAUAUCUCAAAUAUUUUAUAAAUAGUGAAUAAUAUGGUACUCUUGCACUGCAAUAUGACCCACCUUGUUUAUCUGCAAACCAUCUAAUGAAUAGGAAUGACUAGAUAAAUACCAGAUACCCGAGGGAUCACUGUUUAUUUUUAUAAUAGCAUUAGUGUUGAACUACAAUAAAUAAUGUGAAUAAAUCAAUGAA
Molecule: messenger RNA, 1756 nt
Organism: Actinia tenebrosa (Australian red waratah sea anemone)
Lineage: Eukaryota; Metazoa; Cnidaria; Anthozoa; Actiniaria; Actiniidae
Product: hsp70/Hsp90 co-chaperone CNS1 homolog
Biological process (GO): protein folding
Cellular component (GO): cytosol; nucleus
Molecular function (GO): Hsp70 protein binding; Hsp90 protein binding
Source: RefSeq, a predicted model, not a curated record